CCUCCCUCCUCGCCCCUUACUCUCUCACUCUCUCUCUCUCUCUAAAACCUCUCCUCUGUUUUUGGUUCUCUGUUCACCAUCUCCAAAUUCAAAGGUUCGGUGGUGAAUGUGAGGUCUGAGAUGGACAGUACGGAGCAAUUAGAAGACGAGGACCUUCACCAAGUCGACUCGGUUCUCGAUUUGGCCUCGACGAGUUCGACCGUGUCGUCGAUCUUCGGCAGCGACGACGUUCCGAGUAGCUCCGGCGACAUCUCCGCCGCGAGCAGUAGUUCCGGCGAGAUUCCUUCGGCCUUGUUGGCGGUGCCGCCGCGACUGGUGGUGGGACCGCCGGUGCCGGAGGCGGCGGCUGUGGCGGUUUCGGGGAGAGUGAAGUGCGUGGGGAGGAACAACAAGGGAGUGACGUGGGGGUUCACGUCGGUGAUAGGGAGGAGGAGAGAGAUGGAGGACGCCGUCGCCGUCGUGCCUGGGUUCAUGACUCACACGUGCGAUCACGUGGGAGGGUGCACCGCCCCUGGUUCUCGAAGCUCCGGCGAGAUCUCGCCCCUCCAUUUCUUCGCCGUUUAUGAUGGCCACGGUGGCUCUCAGGUAGCUAAAUUUUGUGCGGGGCGUAUGCAUGAAGUGGUAGCGGAGGAGUGGGAUAGAGAAACAGUCGACGGAUUUGAAUGGCGCCAGAAAUGGGAAGCAGCUUUCUCUAGUAGUUUUGAGAGGGCUGACAAUGAGGUUGUGACAGAGGCAGAAGCACCAGAAAUGGUUGGAUCAACUGCUGUUGUUGUGGUUCUAUCAGGUUGCCAAAUCAUUACAUCCAAUUGUGGUGACUCGAGGGCAGUUCUUUAUCGAGGAGCUGAAACAAUCCCCUUGACUGUUGAUCAGAAGCCUGAUAGAGAAGAUGAACUCAUGAGAAUUGAAGGCGAGGGAGGGAAAGUUAUUAAUUGGAAUGGUGCCAGGGUGUUUGGUGUUCUUUCCAUGUCCAGAGCUAUAGGUGAUAGGUACUUGAGGCCAUGGAUAAUUCCAGUUCCUGAAAUAACUUUCACGACAAGGAGUGACGAGGAUGAGUGUCUGAUCUUGGCAAGCGAUGGUCUUUGGGAUGUCAUGUCAAAUGAUGAGGUCGGAGAGGUGGCUCGCCGCCUCUUAAGGAGACGGCGCAGAUCCAUGACUGAUGAUGAGGUUCCUGUGGCACAAGCCAUUGCUGAUAGUCUCAAAGAAAUAGCUUUCGGAAGAAACAGUUCAGACAACAUUUCUAUCAUUGUUGUUGAUUUAAAAUCGAAGAGAAAACGUCAGCAAAGGCAAUAGAAAAGCGAGUAAAUUCUUUUACUUGUCUCUUUUCUUUCCCCAAAAAUCCAACUCUCUUUCCUGAAGCCCAGAGACGAGAAAGGCUCGAAGGAGUACAGAUGAUCAUGCCUUGAUUACAACCAGAAACUGGUUUUGUUACUGGAGUUAUUACGCUAGACCAUUUCCUAAUUUUAACUGGUUUGGUCAACAAAAAAUUAAAUAUGAAAUCAUUAAAGAAAAAAAAAAUUGUUCAAUUGAAGUUCGAAGGAAAGUUUAGUUUUUCUCUUAUCACUACUCAAAUCCCAUCAGAGGGAAUUUUAAGAAAUGAGGGAAAAUUACAAAUUAUAUAUUUUUUUAAAGCAUUUGCAAUUAUUUUAAUCAUAUUGUUUUAUUUUUAUUUCUAUGCCUCGAGAAAAAUUUAACUAAUGAAUGUGGAUGUAUUUCCAGAAAAAAAGGUUGAUUUUCUCGGAAAGUUUAGUUUUUCUAUGUCACAUCCCAAAGAACUGAAGGACAGAAGGCUCUUCUAUUAGCAGUAAAGCUUCAAAUACACCUGCAGCUUUAGUCUUGAUCACUGAGGAAUAUCUUAUAGUUGCAUAUAUAUGUUUGCUCUUGUGCAUACAUUUGUAUUGGUUUGUUGAUUCAUUAGUUGAUUGCUGAAAACCUUGUGUAAAGAAUUGCUCAUGCAAGAAUGCAGUUUGGUGGCCAUUCAUGGUUUGUGAGGCCCCAAUCUGGAUGAAUUCAAAUCAAACAGUAUGCUCAGAGUGUGUUUUCACUAUAUAUAGAGCCGAGUUUCACGGAAGAAUGUAAAAACAUGUACAGCAACAAUCUAUAUCAAAUUUGAAUCCAUGACUUGUCUCUUGUUAUA
Camellia sinensis is the source of this 2134-nucleotide messenger RNA. Its product is annotated as putative protein phosphatase 2C 6. Gene Ontology annotation, molecular function: cation binding; protein serine/threonine phosphatase activity. NCBI's taxonomy places the organism in Eukaryota, Viridiplantae, Streptophyta, Magnoliopsida, Ericales, Theaceae. The record is from RefSeq and is a predicted model, not a curated record. Gene Ontology annotation, biological process: protein dephosphorylation.